This is a messenger RNA of Cercopithifilaria johnstoni, 501 nucleotides long. NCBI's taxonomy places the organism in Eukaryota, Metazoa, Nematoda, Chromadorea, Rhabditida, Onchocercidae. The record is from the annotation of a GenBank genome assembly.
AUGUUCAGUAUCACAAUAAUUGCAUUCCUCGGUACCGUGUUGCUGCUAGCUGUAACUUCUUAUGCAUCCAAAGACAACGAAUUUUCGUUUAUUUCUGAAACCUCAGAUUUCCAUAAUUGGACACGAAUAUCACGUGAACUAAAAGAUGAGAAGGGAAGCAAACCUACCAUUAAAACCACUUGCACACCAAUGAAAAAUUGUACAGUGGAUUCGGACUGUCACGAUGGAAAGUGUAUGGGUAUUGCAGUUGGUACAUGCAACUGCGGUGCAUGCCUACAAUUUACACCAUGUAAAACUGAUGCAGAUUGCGGUGGCUUAAAAGGUGCAUGCAAUAAUCAAAAAUAUUGCGACUGUGACAAAGGUUUCCAAUGCGCUGGCUUAAAAGGUAUCUUUGAUGCUCUCUUAAGGAUAUGUAACCGGAAAGAAUGUAUACCAAAUACGUUGUCUUGCUUUGGCCUACCAUGUAAUAGUGGAAUGUGUUCUUGUACUGGCCAACUAUAA